GUGUAACGCAGCAGCAGACGUCCGACGGUAUGGCCCACAGUAAGGUAAAAGCUGUAUUCAAUCAAUUCGACUUAGACGGUGAUGGCGUUAUCACAAUCAAGGAACUAACAGAAGGAUUGAAAAGGAUGAACAUCGCGUCAACGCCUGAAGAGGUUUAUAUGUUUAUGAGGGAGGUGGAUCUUGACGGCGAUGGAAAGAUAGAUUUCAACGAGUUCACUAUAUACUACGUUGGUAAGCAACAGCAGAAACUGAAACAACAGACAGCGACCGAUUGUUUGUUUGGGAAGGAAGGGGGAAAAUGUCCGUCCGUUACUGAGCUCCGUACUCGAUUUGCUGAGCUAGACGCAGACGGAAACGGAUUCAUUACCCUAGAUGAACUCAAAGCGGCGCUAAUCAAUAAGAAGGGGAGCUGCACUGACGAGGAAGUGUACAAGUUGAUGAGGGAGGCGGACGAGGACGGCGAUGGCAAAAUCAGCUUUGACGA
Saccoglossus kowalevskii is the source of this 484-nucleotide messenger RNA. RefSeq names its product neo-calmodulin-like. Gene Ontology annotation, molecular function: calcium ion binding. NCBI's taxonomy places the organism in Eukaryota, Metazoa, Hemichordata, Enteropneusta, Harrimaniidae. The record is from RefSeq and is a predicted model, not a curated record.